CUGUUUGGAAGUUUAUCGAUGUGUAGGAUGUUGGAAUCAUGUGCAGUUUUCUGGCAGGCAAUCACACGCUUCAACUGUAGGUUAUACACAUAUAACCCCCUUCCAACUGCAGCAAAUAUAUUCUAGGCAGGGAGGGGGAAAAAGGUCAGAACUUGGCAUAAAGCUCGUCUUCACUACCCAGUGUGAUAGAUUUCCUGCCCCUGUGUGACAUCGGAAAGCCACUGUUACCUUUCCAACCUUCAGACAGAAAUUACAGCCCUGCCCUCUCAAGCUCCCAAUGUCAAAGCCACCAAGGAAAGGUUAGCACCUUAAGCAAGUAGGAAGAAAGCCCAAUGGAGACGGCUCUGCACAGGGUGGCUCAGCCCUGCCUUCUCCUCUCUGGAGACCAGAGCUGCAGAAGCGGCGGCUGCUACCCUGGCCCUAUGGAGGAAGGUGCAGAGGUGCGCCCUGGGCUUCCGCAGAGCACAGGGACCCUUGGGAAUUUACUCGGCUGUUCUUGUCUGGAAAUGAAGGCAAAAUGACUCCCACCACACAUCCUAAGCAAACACAAGGCCAUACACAACCUGGAGGGGUGCAUGCUGUAGUGGCACUAUCCCAAAGUCAGCUGAAGAAUUAAAAAGGCACUUUAAGAAUUUAGAAAGUAUUUUUGCUAAUGCUCGCUUUACUUCAGCCUUACAGCAUCUUGCUAAGUACAAAAGGAGGGCACUAUUGCUACUUUCCAGAUGGGCGAGUUAAAAGUGAAGAAAUUGAAAGGCUGGUAAGGUGGCUCAGUGGGUAAAGGUGCCUGCUACCAAGUCUGAUGACCCGAGUUCCAAUCCUAGGAACCCCUGGGAUGAAGAAGAGAACCAACUCUUGCAAUUAUCCUGACAUCCACAUGGGGAUAAAAAGACAACGUGUGCACACACACACACACAGCACACACACAAACACACACACACACAGCACACAUACACACAUGCUAUCUCUCUCACAUACACACAUGCUCUCUCUCACACACAGACACACACACACACAUGCUAUCUCUCUCUCAUACACAUGCACGCACACACACGAAUAUUUUUAAAUUAAGGCAAAAAGAGAUGGAGGAAGACACUCAGCAAUGACCUUCAGCCUACAAACUCACACUCAGUGCUGGCUGCACACCGAAUGCAAAAUACCCACAUAAACACACACACACAACACACAGGCAACAUGCACACAUAACACUCAUGUGCACACACAUGCACACACACAAGUGGCACAAAGAGUAGCACAAAGAAGAGAAAAGCACUCUUACUGCCAAUGUUUAAUGAAAUGAUAGCAUGUGUAAGAGAAAGCACAGACUAAAGGGAAAGAAAGGAUCCGUCAGCGCCUUGCUCCAUGGCUGUGAACACUGAGAAAAUAACUCCUUUAACACACGGGGCUCCCUGAGCCACCGCGGCUGAAAGGAAAGAGUUACAAUUUGGGAAUACACUGCUGGAGAUCAGAGGCCAGGGGCAGCCGAGUGUGCAGCUAUGUGUGGUGCUGGCUUUCCAGCACAUGCUUCGGAAGCACUGAGGCCAGGCCCAGGAGCUGCUCUCACCCAGGCUAUUAGAGCCAGCAAGGGAGACAUCUCUCACCCAAGUUAUUAGAGCCAGCAUGCCAGCAACCUGGAAGGGAGACAUCUCUCAACGUUUUAACAUGCUCUCCUCUUUAGGAACUACACCAGAGUUUAAAACAAGUAAAACAGUAACCUCAAACACGAUGGGGAUUCCUUAAUCCAGCCAAAUAAGGUCUGUAAUUUGCAUUCUAACAAUGCUCUUACAUGCAAGAUCAGGCUCAAGGAUGAAAGGGCUUUCAAAAAAAAAGUGGUACAAUCUUUGUAAGUUUGUCAAGCCAUUUUAAAACUUGAAACCAUAGGUAAUAACCCUUCCAUUGCUUUUUGUUCGGAGUGUUUGAUGUGUGUGUGUGUGUGUGUGUGUGUGUGUGUGUGUGUGUGUGUGUGUUUGUGUGUGUGUAUGUAUGUAUAUGUGUGCAUGUGUGUGUGGAUGUGUGUGUGGAUGUGUAUGUGUGUGUGUGUGUGGAUGUAUGUGUGUGUGUGUAUGUGUGUGUGUGUGUUCUCUCUACCCUAUGGAUCCUGUCCAUUGAACUUCAGUUAUAAGUGCUUUUGCACACUGAGCCCUCUCAACAACCCAGAAUCAUAACUUUUUAUAUCUAAUAUAGAAGGCUUUAAAUACCAGAUACUAAUUUUAUUUGCAACAAUUAUACUACCUACCUCUUCAUCGCAUGUGAAAUGAUUAAUAGAAAUAUCAUUUUGUUUUUGGAAGAGCUUUAUUUCCUGCUGGGCAUCCAGCUGUGCGGUCGGGCUCCAGAAGGUGCGCUCACAGGCCUGCACAGUCCAGUCCAGGGCAUCCCAGAUGAGCAGCUCGCCAACGUGGGAGCCAGUGACGAAACCUGUAUCUAGGAAAAGUUCACAAAUGCUCCAUUACCAAUCAUGGUCUCUAGGCUAGAACUAAAAAAUGUGUUAAGGUGACAAGCUAAUCAGAAAGAUUAGAGUGUCAAUGUGAAGACCAGAAAGAGACUAGUUCACUUACUUAAGAGCAAUAGUGCAGCUUGUAUCAAUAAAAAUACUAUCUAUAAUAUUUGAUCAUCUUUUGCAGGAAUAAAAUUAAAGAAUCAUACCGAAAAUGGAUGCCAAAAACCUAUCAAUUAAGACACUGAAGGUGCUUAUAGGAGUGCAUAAAAUAAGCUACAAAAGAAUCAGAGAAGCCAAGGAUGAGAAAGACGCUCCUUGACUCCAGAUCCAGGUCUGCAGUCAGCACAGAGCCUGCGGUCAGCACAGAACCUGCGGUCAGCACAGAGCCUGCGGUCAGCACAGAGCCCAUGGUCAGCACAGCGCCUGCGGUCAGCACAGAGCCCAUGGUCAGCACAGAGCCUGCGGUCAGCACAGCGCCCGCGGUCAGCACAGAGCCCGCAGUCAGCACAGAGCCCAUGGUCAGCACAGCGCCUGCGGUCAGCACAGCGCCUGCAGUCAGCACAGAGCCCAUGGUCAGCACAGAGCCUGCGGUCAGCACAGAGCCUGCGGUCAGCACAGAGCCUGUGGUCAGCACAGAGCCCAUGGUCAGCACAGAGCCUGUGGUCAGCACAGAGCCUAUGGUCAGCACAGAGCCCGUGGUCAGCACAGAGCCCAUGGUCAGCACAGAGCCUGCGGGCAGCACAGCGCCUGCAGUCAGCACAGAGCCCAUGGUCAGCACAGAGCCUGCGGUCAGCACAGAGCCCAUGGUCAGCACAGAGCCUGCGGUCAGCACAGAGCCUGUGGUCAGCACAGAGCCCAUGGUCAGCACAGAGCCUGUGGUCAGCACAGAGCCUAUGGUCAGCACAGAGCCCGUGGUCAGCACAGAGCCCAUGGUCAGCACAGAGCCUGCGGGCAGCACAGAGCCUGCGGUCAGCACAGAGCCCAUGGUCAGCACAGCGCCUGCGGGCAGCACAGCGCCUGCGGUCAGCACAGCACCAACCCUUUGAGAGCACACAGCUGCUCAUUCUGUGGUUCUUUUCCCAAAAACACAACAGUGGUGUUCAACUUAGCUAUAGUUUCUCCCUGUGUAAUUAUUUACAUUUCCAGACAGGUCAUUGAAAAUGUUUCACACCAAACAACCUCAAUGCUAUCUAUAUUAACAGUGGAUGUAUUUCACCCUGUGUGUGGUAUUGAAAGCCACUUGGGAAAAAAAAAUCUCUCCUGGCAUCUGGCUAUCCAGACCUCCAAAGCAUUAACACUUCGUGAUUAUCACCAUACCAUCAGCACACUGCAAGCAAAGGAUUGAAAUGAAUACAUAGAGCUCUUUGCCAGGAGAGAGUAGCAACGUCAGCCUGUGUCUUAGGAAACCUGCCCAGGCAUUCAGAGCUCUUCAACAAGUCUGGUACUUAUCAAGCAUAGUUUAGGGCAUUCAAGUAUAUCAUUCCAAGGCUGCCCUGGGGCCACGUCACUAAAAAUGCACUUCUCUUUAAAAAAUUGUGUGUGUGCUAUAUGUUGUAUGUUGUAUGUGUAUAUUCUAGAAUGUGGGCCUCUGUACAUGCAUAUGGAGGUCAGAGAGAAGUCGGAUGCCCUGAGCAAACCUCCACCUUAUUUAUUCCCUCAAGACAGCAUCUAUCACUGAACAUGGUGCUUGCUAGUUUUUGGCUCAGGUGGCAGCCAGCAAGUCCCAGGGACUUUCCUUUCUCCACCCUCACCCUCUCAGCGGUUACAGAAACACACAGCUACAUGUGGCUUUCAGUGUGAGUUCUAGGAGCUGGCCUCAUGCUUGCACGGAAAGUUCUCCUGCCUACUGAGCUGUCUCUCCAUGCCUUCAAAAUACCAACUGGUCUGCCCUGAAAGCGUACAUACAAGUAACAUUAUACAGACUAAGCAGGUCAUACAUACAUACAUAUGUGUAUAUGUGAGUGUAUUUAUACAUGUGUGUAUGUGUCAACAACUGAUGAAAAGAGGCCAUGAAUUUUAUAGAAAACAAGGAAGGAUAUAUGGGAGGGUAUGAAGGGAGGAACAGGAAGGGGGAAAUGCUGUAAUUAUAUUAUAAUCUAAAAAUGUUUUAAAAUUAUCUGUCUGUCUAUUUUUGGUUUUUCAAGACAGGGUUUCUCUGUGUAGAACUCUGUAGGUCAGGCUGGCCCCCUACUCUGUCUCCCCAGUACUGCGAUUAAAGGGCUGCACUACUACACCUGGCAAGAAAUAGGUUUUUUUAUAAAUGCAUUUCUGUUAUGAUAUGUAAGCCCAGUAACUGGUCACUGGCGUUAGGUGUGUGAGGGAAAAAAAGAAGCAGGGCAGCAAAAACUAAAAUAAAAUAAAAAAUUACAAGAAGUUCUAUGCCUAACAGUACACUGCACAGCAAAGGCUGGACCGUGAAGCUAUCUAAGGCUCACUCAGCAAUAAUCUUUCAUCUUCAUUGAAGGCACAAUGAUGUCAGUACUUAACCAUAACAAUAAGACCUGUAUCUAGGCAUAACCAGCACGAUGGGCCAGGCCUGCCCUGCUUUCCUUAGAAGCUGCAGGACUUCAGCAGGGCUCUGAGUUUCCCAGAGGGCUCAAAGGACUGCUGUCCACUUAAGAACUUGCUUUCUGAGCUACCAUUCACAGACAGAGAUACAGGGGUACCCAGCCACAGUUACGACCAGCACCUCAGAUGAUCUCAUCCUUGGAAAGGCAUGCACCUGGGUUUUGAAAGAUGCUGGCUAAAGAGGAGAAGACGCUGACUCUGGGGACACAAGAACUAACGAAAUGCUAACAGCCCAGUCUGUGAUCCUCUCCUGACAUCUGAUGUCAUACUCACUCACCGACAUUGAUACAGGUAGAGCCACUUGUGAAGAAUGCUAGAAUAUUACAAGCA
Mus musculus (house mouse) is the source of this 5332-nucleotide messenger RNA. Its product is annotated as predicted gene, 48350. The record is from RefSeq and is a predicted model, not a curated record. Bases 2734 to 3480 code for a protein of 248 amino acids. The transcript is spliced from 2 exons. Lineage: Eukaryota; Metazoa; Chordata; Mammalia; Rodentia; Muridae.